Messenger RNA from Argentina anserina (silverweed cinquefoil), 689 nucleotides. RefSeq names its product MLP-like protein 28. Gene Ontology annotation, biological process: defense response. The transcript has 2 exons. Bases 72 to 530 code for a protein of 152 amino acids. The record is from RefSeq and is a predicted model, not a curated record. NCBI's taxonomy places the organism in Eukaryota, Viridiplantae, Streptophyta, Magnoliopsida, Rosales, Rosaceae.
AGUUCUCUCAUUCAAGUCAGACAGCAGGUAAGAACUAGUGGCUUCUUGAUUGAACUCGAUCUAACGAAGUCAUGGCUCAAAUAGCAAAAAUGCAAGUUGAAGCUGAGAUCAAAGCUAGUGCUGAAAAGUUCUACGAAGUCUUUCGUAGCAAAGGGUACUUGCUGCCCAAGAUCUGCCCUGAGAUGAUUAGUGACCUACGGGUAAUUGAAGGGGAUUGGGGAACUGUUGGCUCGGUCAAGCAGUGGACUUAUGUUGCUGCAGGUAAUUCUGAGAUUGCAAAAGAGACAGUUGAAGCCAUGGAUGUGAAAACCAAAUCAUUAACUUUCAAGACGGUGGACGGAUCGAUGCUGAAAGUCUACAAGAAUAUUAAGACAACGGUUCAGGUUACGGCAAAGGGUGGCGGAUGCAGCUCGGUUAAAUGGAGUAUAGAAUACGAAAAGCUGAACGAGGAUUCCCCACCUCCCAAUAAGUACCUGGACUUUGUUGUCAUUCUCACUAAGAAGGUUGAUGCCUAUCUGCUGAAGGCAUAAUAUGGAUCGGAUCAUCCCUCGCAUGCAUGGGAUUGGUACGGUUACUAUGAUAUGAUAGUACAAUAAAAGUUAAUCUGGGAAGGCUUUUCCACUACUACUGGUUUUAAUUAUCAAUUUAUGUAUUAAAUUUAUAUACGAUAUGUUUGUGUUUAAUUUCCA